Molecule: messenger RNA, 2852 nt
Organism: Oenanthe melanoleuca
Lineage: Eukaryota; Metazoa; Chordata; Aves; Passeriformes; Muscicapidae
Gene: SIMC1
Product: SUMO interacting motifs containing 1
Exons: 10
Coding region: 185-2632 (815 amino acids)
Source: RefSeq, a predicted model, not a curated record
ACCGGCGGGGCGCAGCCGCCGCCCGCCGCCGACAUGGACGACAACGUGGUUCUCCUCAGCGAUUCGGACUCGGAGGGCGCCCGCUCGCCGCCGCUCCAGCCCGGCCGCUCCCGCGACUCGCUGCCCGUCCCCGCCGUGAGUCCGUGGCUCCCGCCGUUGCCCCACACAAGAUGGCGGCGCUGCCAUGGCGGGCGGCGGUGGGAGCCGCGCUCGGACUAGCGGCCUCUGGGGCAGUGAGGGGUGGGCGUGUGCUCUCCGGUGCCGUCCCGCCCCAGCCGCCUCCUCAGGGACCUCCCACCCUACUCCCAGCCGGGCUCGGGUCCCCGCGGGCACCUCCCGCCUGCAGAGCCCCGUUCACAAGCGUGCCCCCUCCCCGCCUGCUUGGCCGUGUACCCUCAGAAAGAGCCCGGUGCCUGCCAUAAAGUGCCGCGGUGCCCUCGCUGCAUCCCGAGAAGGGUCUGGCGCUGCAGGCUCGCCCCCGCCGGGUCGGGCCGCGAGUUGCGGUGGGGCGCUGCCGCCCCUCUCCCCGUGCCGUUCCUCUGCGCUGUCCCGCUCCCCGGCGAGUGCGGGGCCGGUGGGGCCGUGCGGCGGCGGUUCCGGCACGAGGCCCAGCCCGCACCGGGGAACGGUCGGUCCCCGGCCCCACACCGCUGUCCCGGGUCCUGAGCCCCGCACCGCCUGCCCUCCGCAGCUCCUCUUGCGUGCCGGAGCCCGCUGGGCUUUCCCACCUCCUUGGGGAAGGCAGCAGGCAAUCAUUGACCUGACCUGUGAGGAUGUAAACACAGACCCAACACCAUCGAGCAGCCUCACCAUCAUCGACCUGACUGAGGACAUGUACAGCCUUCUCCACUCCACCCUUGGUGCUGCCCAGAACCGCAGAAACACUGGCCCAGCAGCACACACGUCCCACCCCCAACUCUGCCCCACCGCAGAAGAAGAAAUGCAGGCAGUGGCAGAGCUGAGCCCUGCACCAGCAUCACACAGCACUCCUGUGAAGCUCAGUUCCACCACAGUCACAGAAGAAACCAUGGAGAACUGCAGCUGCCUUUCUCCUGCCUCCGGGCAUCACAGCUGGAGCUCAGAGGAUUCUGGCACUUCUGCCUUUAACAGCUUGGACUCACAGUCAGACUCAGACUGCCUGUCCCCAUCUCCCCCCAGCCUGGAUAGCAACAGCAGCAGAAGAGCUGAUGGCCCAGAGGAAGAUCCCCCCCAGCCCUGCCAGGAAAGGAACCUCCCCCCAAGGUUGAGCCCUGCCCCAACCAUUCCUGUAACACCAGAAAAGACUCAAAGGUCUUUGCCAGAAUCAAAUUACUUCCUACCACACCAACCAAUCCAGCAAGCCACCCCAGCCAGGACUGACAGUGACAGCAAGGCCUGUCUGGACAAACUACACAAUUUCAGCAGGAAUGGAGUCCAGCACCUCUUCUUCCAAGGCACAGUACCCAACAGGGAAACACAGCAGCAGAAACCUGGGCUCAUCCCCAGCGGGAAGCUGAGCAUGGUGCACACCACCAUGGAGGAGAAUAGCCUGGAGGGCACCUUGUAUUUCCUGAAUGAGUUUGUCUCCUGCCAGCACCAUCCCCCCAAAGAAAUCAUCUGUGACCUGAUCAAAAAUCUGCUGUCAGACACCCAUGAAGAGGAGAUCCUGAGUGGCAUCUACAUGAUGCUGAUGAAAAUCCAAAUGCUCCAUCCAGCCAACAUCACCACGGUGGGAUGGGACUGGACACUGUUGAGAUUCAUCAUGGACAGCCAGGAGAAGCCCCCUGGCCAGCUCCUCUUCCUGCAGUACGUAGUACAGACCCUGGAGGAUGACUUCCAGCACAAUCUGAAGUCACACCAGCUGCAGAAGUCAAUUGCCAAGGAAGUGCUUUCAUGUGACUUGUGCUUCAGCAAUGUCAAGGAAGUGGUCAAGUGGUUGGUGGCAGCAGUUACUGGAGUUGGGUUCUCUCAGCCCUGGGAGCAGCUGCAAGAAGCCAGGGCUGAACACAGCUCAUCUUCACCAAGGCUGGCCAGCACUCAGACAGCUUUCUUUGCCCAAAAGGCAAUGCUUCUGCUCCAGAGGAUGUUGUCCAUGGCAGUGGAAGUGGACAGAUCUCCCACCUGCAGCUCCCGUAAGAUUGCAGACGACGUAUUCCCGUUCAUACUGAAUAUCCCCCUGAGGAGCCAAAGGGAAGCUUUAUUAAACACUAUGGAGAGCCAGCUCCUGCGCUGCAGACUGCUAGAGCUAUUAUUCCAGCACAGUUGUGAUGUGCCCACAACCUCAUCCAUGUCUCUGGACAAGAUCCUGUAUUUCCUGAGCCACUCCUCUGUGCUGCCACAAUUCCAGGAUGAAACAGCAACAUGGCAAAGGUGGGACGAGAUGCUGCAGUACUUGAGCUUGCUGCUGCUGAGUUACCAAAGUGUAAAACUGGAGCACCUGCGGGCCUCUAUCAGUGACAGGAUGGAUUUGAUUGCUCAGAAAGCCAAGCCCAGGCUCCAGGACAGUGAUGACAUCAGCCAGCUGGAUAUUCAGCUGAAGAUGAAUGACUUCAUCAGCAGAAUGCAGGAGACCCUGGAGCAGCCUUUUCCCCCACAAAUCCAGGAGAAAUUGUUCAUGCUGCAGGAGUUGUUCUAUGUUGUCACUGCUGCCUGAUGGAGACAGCCACUGCAGCAAAGGAGACAAAACUUCAUGUUUUCAACAGAGAACUCCCCCAUCUCAUGCUGCAAUCUCAGCAUCAUGGGGGUUGCUUUAUACACUUCUUUUGAAAGGUGUUUGGUUUACAUUGGCUCAGAAUUUCCGUUCAAGUUUGCCUCCUUGUGCAGUUUUACAAAGCACUUUGUACACUUUAAAAAAAUGAGUUCUUUUAAUGUUU